AUAAAAUCCGGUAUUCAUUUAAUAUUCAUCUCAUCGUAAAGCAGUUAACAGUGUAUUUUAAUCGUGUGUGUAGUCGGUUGACAUUUUUGUUUACAAAUUCAAAAUAAUGAAAGCUUUGUUUUAUUUAACAAUUUUUCUAACGAUUAAUUGUUUUUCGGCAAUUGAACAACCAAAAUGUAAAUUUGAUCCAUAUCUAUUCCACUGUCGGAAUGUGAAUGCAAGCGAAUGGGUUGAAAAUAUUGAAGCCGCCGAAAGUGGAUUACUUGUAUGUACAGAAUGUGAUAUAAAUACAUUACCAAUACAGCAACUGAAAUUAUCAACUCGUCAAUAUUUAAGAAAAAUAAAACUUCAUAACAUUUCAAAUGUUAUUCAGCUGGAUGAAAAAACUUUUAACGACUGUACUAAACUGGAAGAUAUUGUGUUAAUGGAUGUAACUAUCGAAGAAUUAAAACCAGAAUAUUUAAAACCAUUGAGAGAUUUGGAAGAAUUAGAAUUAAUUAACGUUCGCACAAAAUAUAAGAAUUCGGAAUCAUUUAAAUAUAUUCCACAUUUAGAGGAAUUAAAAAUUACUGAAUCACCAAUGGAAACAGUGAAUUUUGAAUUAUUACAGCAUUUAGUUGAAUUAGAAAAAUUAAAUUUAAAUUCAAAUAAAAUUAAAGAAAUUGCACCAAAUGCAUUCCAAAAUAAUCGUGAUCUAGAGAAAAUUUAUUUAUAUAAUAAUUUGAUAACAGCGUUACAACAAAAUAUUUUUGAUAAUUUACGUAAAUUGAAAGUUUUGGAUUUAUCAAAUAAUCCUUUAAUUGAAUUUGAUUUUAAGCAUAUAGUUAAUAUGAAUUUAAAAUUGAAGAAUUUAUACUUGUUUGAUAUACCAUGCAAUUCAUUGGAUGGAAAAAAUUUGACUGGACGUAAAUGUGCUGUUGACGGUAAUGAGAUAAAAUCAAUAUCAGCUUACAAUAAAAUGAGUUCUUCUUUUAAACAUGAAGUAUUCGGUGACAAGAGAAAAUGUGAUGUGUUGUGUUAUACGGCAGAGCAUUUAAAUUCCUUGCCAGAAAGUAAUGAAUAUAAAUCAGUUUAUAAUAAAGGUGUUGUACUUCUUGAAAAACUUGAUUGAUAAUAUUAUAUUGACUGAUCGUGUAAUUCUGAAAUGUUCGUUUUUUGUAAAUUAUUUGUGAGAAAUAAAAAAUUUUAAAGUA
This is a messenger RNA of Chrysoperla carnea, 1193 nucleotides long. Its product is annotated as protein artichoke-like. Lineage: Eukaryota; Metazoa; Arthropoda; Insecta; Neuroptera; Chrysopidae. Gene Ontology annotation, biological process: cell surface receptor signaling pathway. The record is from RefSeq and is a predicted model, not a curated record. Gene Ontology annotation, molecular function: protein binding. Gene Ontology annotation, cellular component: plasma membrane. The transcript is spliced from 2 exons. The coding region runs from base 107 to 1111 and encodes 334 amino acids.